Molecule: messenger RNA, 2477 nt
Organism: Periophthalmus magnuspinnatus
Lineage: Eukaryota; Metazoa; Chordata; Actinopteri; Gobiiformes; Gobiidae
Gene: nprl2
Product: NPR2 like, GATOR1 complex subunit
Exons: 11
Coding region: 311-1453 (380 amino acids)
Biological process (GO): positive regulation of autophagy; negative regulation of TORC1 signaling; cellular response to amino acid starvation
Cellular component (GO): vacuolar membrane; GATOR1 complex
Molecular function (GO): GTPase activator activity
Source: RefSeq, a predicted model, not a curated record
CAUCGUUGUUGUUCAUCUUUGGUGGUGCAUGUUUUGAGGAGUUGUUGUGAAGUUUUCUACAACGGAAAGAGACGGACAGUAUAAAUAGUCGCACCCUUGUCGAGUAUAUUUUCUACUAAUUUUAAAUUUUUAGCACGGCAUAAAGCUUUCAGAUUCUUGCAAUAGAUCCAGAUCUAUUAGGCGACUUUAGCUAGCUUCCUGUUUAGCUGUAAAUUCUGAGACCUGAAAGUGAUGGUCAUGUCAUGCAUUUUGACUGCACUCAGCUGCUUUUUAUAAAUCCUUGUUUUAGAUUUUUGAUUCACCGGUGAUAAUGGGGCUGAAUACUCGCAUAGAGUGCAUAUUCUUUAGUGAAUUUCACCCAACACUGGGACCAAAGAUCACUUAUCAGGUUCCAGAGGAGUACAUUUCUCGUGAACUGUUUGACACAGUCCAGGUUUACAUUAUCACCAAACCAGAGCUGCAAAACAAACUAAUAACAGUUACUGCAAUGGGGAAGAAGCUGAUUGGAUGUCCUGUGUGCAUUGAGCAUAAAAAGUAUAGCAGAAAUGCUCUCCUGUUUAAUCUUGGCCUCGUUUGUGACGCUCAGACCAACACAUGUCCACUAGAGCCUAUUGUUAAGAAACUGUCUGGCUACCUCACUACACUUGAGCUUGAAAGUGGCUUUAUAUCUAAUGAAGAAAGCAAACAGAAAUUAUUGCCCAUUAUGUCUACUUUGUUAGAAGAACUGAAUGCUACGGGUGCCUGCACACUCCCUAUUGACACAUCCAAUACUAUACAUCUGAAAGAAAUUCAGCCAAGGAAAGAUCCAGCCAUAGUCCAAGAAUAUGAUGUCCCUGUUUUCAGUCAGUGCAAGGACCACUUCAUCAAAUCUCAAUGGGACCUCACCACUCAACAGAUCUUGCCCUAUAUUGAUGGAUUCAGACACAUUCAAAAAAUCUCAGCAGAGGCAGAUGUGGAGCUCAAUCUUGUUCGAAUUGCUGUGCAGAAUCUACUGUAUUAUGAUAUUGUGACCCUGGUAUCAAUAUUUCAGUACAGCAACGUCUACUGCACUACUCCAAAAGUACAAAGCCUUAUGGAUGACAAGUCUAUCCAGGAGGAGUGCCUCAAUUAUGUCACUAAAGCGGGUCAGAAGCAAGCGAGCCUCAGAGAUGUUUUCCAGCUCUACUGUGGUCUGAGUCCAGGAACUACGGUCCGCGACCUUUGUUCUCGAUACUCACUACAACUUCAAAGAGUGGACGAGAGGAAGCUGAUCCAGUUCGGUCUCAUGAAAUGUCUAAUACGGAGGCUGCAGAAGUAUCCCGUCAAGGUUAUCCGCGAUGAGAAAAGCAGGCCUCCUCGUCUCUUCACCGGUUGCCAUAGUUACGAUGAGAUCUGUUGCAAAACGGGAAUAAGUUACCAGGAAUUGGAUGAACGCUUGGAAAAUGACCCUAACAUUGUUGUGUGCUGGAAGUAAUUUGAAAACGCAAUGAAAAAGUUUGAUUCAUUUACCUAUGGACAAUGGAAGUGAAUAUACAUGGAAAAACAACAUGGACGACUUUUCAUUACAACUUAUACAACUAACAGCUUUAACAUUAUGACUAAGGGACAGGGAAGACAUUACCACAGCUUUUCAUCAUGAUGCGGACAAUAAGUAAACAUUAAAAGCUGACAAUGUGAAGUAGGGAUGGGCGAUAUGCCAAAAAAAAUUUAAAAAAAUGGGAUAUAACUGUUUCAAGUUUUCACUGAGCUACAUCACAAUUAAUCUAAAAUAAACUUUGUAUCAUUUUUAUUGCGUUGACUAACUAAAGUCAUCUGCUUCUGAAAGUUCACAGGUCUUUGCACUUGGUUUUAUCCAGUUGUUGCUCACUCAGAGUAUUGCUAAAGGUGAGAAAAAGUGUAGCAUUCUCUCAGGAAUUAAAUCACAAUUUGAUUUUCAUCACCAUAUCACCCAAACUUAAUGUGCAGCUACAAAAAUGGGCAAGUGUAAGUAGUAAAAAGGUACGAGUAAAGUAAAAGGUGAUGACUAUAUAACAAGUUCAGAGCAUCUCCAAAACUCCAGCUCUUGUUCGGGGUUUCCAGUCUAUCCUAUCUGUCAACAAUACUAAUUCAAACCAGAAAUGUGAAAGUGAUGUGUGUGUGUGUGUGUGUGUGUAUAAUGCAAUCCCUGGUGAUAUAAACCCCUUAACCCCUGACAAAUUUCACUGUGACAAUCCUUUCCUUUCUUGACUGCAACGUGUGUCUGAAAAUGGCAAGUGUGGUGAUCUUUACAAACAUCUAAUCAGAGUGGUUAUCUAACGAAAUGAUGUAACUUUUUGGGGGUAAUUGAGGUGGCGCAUUUGAGGAUGCAGUAAAAAAAACAAUACCUUGAUAAAGAGACUAUAUUCCCUGUUUUCCUUGAAGCAUUGUGUAUUUAUUGUGUUUGUUUUUGCAUAGCACAUACACUGAAAUGUCUAUUACCAAUCCAUGGAAAAACAAAAUACAUCAAAUCUGUGUUUUGU